Punctularia strigosozonata HHB-11173 SS5 is the source of this 570-nucleotide messenger RNA. Its product is annotated as cytochrome P450. Gene Ontology annotation, molecular function: oxidoreductase activity, acting on paired donors, with incorporation or reduction of molecular oxygen; iron ion binding; heme binding. The transcript has 2 exons. NCBI's taxonomy places the organism in Eukaryota, Fungi, Basidiomycota, Agaricomycetes, Corticiales, Punctulariaceae. Bases 1 to 570 code for a protein of 189 amino acids. The record is from RefSeq and is a predicted model, not a curated record.
AUGAUAGAUGCGGUUGGGGUGGUCUCUUGGGACCGGCUUGUGCACAGCUUUUCGCUUGAUGCAGUUGGUGCAACCGUCCUUGGGUAUGACUCCAAUGCGAUCGAUCACGAUAGCCCCUUCAUCAGCGACUAUAACGGCAUCUUCCACGAAAUCGCUAACCCGCUUUAUCUCCUCAUUCCCGUGCUAGAGCGCCUCUUCCCUCGUAGAUCCCUGGAACAAAAGAUCGCCAUCUCUGUGGAACAAUUUCAAGCUCUUCUCGAUCAAAAGCGAGAGGAUCCUGGAAAUGACGUUAUGACGCUCAUGCUACGGGACCCGAACAUGACCAAUGAAAAGUUACGGGAUAAUAUUGUCGUGCUCUUUAUUGCUGGACAUGAUACCUCGGCUGGAAGUCUUUCAACGUUGAUAUACUACUUAGGCAAGAACCCCGACAUACAAGAGCGGGCGCGACAGGAAGUUCGCUCUUGUCUGAAACUACCUGAUGACCCUACCCUCGAGGAGCUGCAAUCCUUGCACUACCUUGGGCGCCCAAACGAACACAAAGGGACGGUGAACGUCUUGCCCGAGCCCUAG